AUGGACUGCUCCAUCGACCUGAAGAAGCCCAUCGACAAGCGGAUCUACAAGGGGACGCAGCCCACGUGCCACGACUUCAACCAGUUCACCGCCGCCUCCGAAAGCAUCUCUCUGCUGGUCGGGUUCUCGGCCGGGCAGGUGCAGUACCUGGACCUCAUCAAGAAGGACACCAGCAAGCUCUUCAACGAGGAGAGGCUGAUCGACAAGACCAAGGUGACCUUCGUGAAAUGGAUCCCGGAGUCGGAGUCUCUCUUCCUGGCCUCCCACGCCAGCGGCCACCUGUACCUGUACAACGUGGAGCACCCCUGUGGCUCGGCCUCGCCCCAGUACGCGCUCCUCAAGCAAGGGGAGGGGUUCACGGUCUACACCUGCAAGGGCAAGAGCCCCCGCAACCCGCUGCUGAAGUGGGCCGUGGGCGAGGGGGCCCUGAACGAGUUUGCCUUCUCCCCCGACGGCCGCUCCCUGGCCUGCGUCAGCCAAGACGGCUGCCUGCGCGUCUUCCACUUCGACUCCAUGCUCCUGCAGGGGAUGAUGAAGAGCUACUUCGGGGGCCUGCUGUGCGUCUGCUGGAGCCCCGACGGGCGCUACAUCGUGACGGGGGGCGAGGACGACCUGGUGACCGUCUGGUCGUUCGCCGAGGGCCGGGUCAUCGCCCGGGGCCACGGCCACAAGUCCUGGGUCAACGCGGUGGCCUUCGACCCCUUCACCACCAGCACGGAGGAGGACGAGGCCAGCGAGUUCAGCGGGAGCGACGACGACGUCCAGGACUCUCUGAACUUCGGCCGGGUGCGGACGAGCAGCACCCUCUCCCACCUCUCCAAGCACAGCACCAAAAGCACCCCGUCCGUGACCUACCGCUUCGGGUCCGCCGGCCAGGACACGCAGUUCUGCCUCUGGGACCUGACGGAGGACGUCCUCUACCCUCACCACCCGCUCUCCCGGGCCCGAACGCUCACAAACACGUUCAGCGCCGGCAUCCCGCCUUCCGGGAGCGGCGGGAGCAACCUGGCCGCCGAGUCGGGGGGAGGCGCCCUGCCCCGCUCCCUCUCCCGCUCCAACAGCCUGCCCCACCCCGCCGUCACCAGCGCCGCCAAGAGCCACGUGGCCGACGGGGCGGUGCCCUUCAGCAUCGGCAAGUUCGCCACCCUCACCCUGCAGGAGCGGAAGGACAAGAACGCCGAGCGGGAGCACAAGCGCUACCACAGCCUGGGGAACAUCAGCAAGAGCAACGACAAGCUCAACGUGGUGCCCAAGAGCAAGCUGGACACCGCCAAGGUCCUGGGCACCGCCCUGUGCCCUCGGAUCAACGAGGUCCCCCUCCUGGAGCCCCUGGUCUGCAAGAAGAUCGCCCACGAGCGGCUGACCGUCCUGCUCUUCCUGGAGGACUGUAUCAUUACUGCCUGCCAGGAGGGGCUCAUCUGCACUUGGGCCCGGCCGGGGAAAGCGACCGUGAACUCCCAAAACGGCGGCUCGCCCAGCGGCACGGUGGUAUAACCAGGCGUUCCCGCUCAGCCGGCCAGUCU
Messenger RNA from Gekko japonicus, 1523 nucleotides. It is a transcript of the gene DMWD, whose product is annotated as dystrophia myotonica, WD repeat containing. The record is from RefSeq and is a predicted model, not a curated record. The coding region runs from base 1 to 1494 and encodes 497 amino acids. Lineage: Eukaryota; Metazoa; Chordata; Lepidosauria; Squamata; Gekkonidae. The transcript is spliced from 4 exons. Gene Ontology annotation, molecular function: protein binding.